Phalacrocorax carbo (great cormorant) is the source of this 1586-nucleotide messenger RNA. NCBI's taxonomy places the organism in Eukaryota, Metazoa, Chordata, Aves, Suliformes, Phalacrocoracidae. The record is from RefSeq and is a predicted model, not a curated record.
AGGUGGGAGCCCGCGGGGAGGCGGCGGCGGCGGAGGCGUGCUCCUGCUGGCCGCGGGGCGCGUGUGUGGCUGUGCGUGUGUGCGCCCCGCGUCGCGCGGGUCACACAGUUGCGGCUGGAUCCACGCGCUCCCCGCGCCGGCGGGGAUCGCGGCUCCUGGCGUGGCCGGUUCCCGCCGAGGUCCCGAGAAGAGCGUGAGUGAGCGGCGUCUGUUACCGAUCACCUGACACAAGCCAUGUCCCUAACAAAACGUUGGUGAAAGCGUAGAAGAUUUCUGAGAUACAGCAGCUCUGGUACAGUGAAGCCGCUCCCGUGGGCCAGGGGCAGCGUUUGCUGAAGGAUGUGGUAGCCCAGGAGUCGGGGCUCGCCAGGACGAGGUCGAUGGCUUGCAUGGAGCUUCUCUACCUGGCCGAGGAGAGCAGGCAGGCCCCCCUGGGCACCGCUGCCGGCUGGAGCCUGCCAUCCCCUCCUUACGAGCAGCAGCAGCAGCAGCAUGAGGGGGGCGAGCUGGACCCCAAAGCACCCGCUGCUGUGGCAGCCCUGCACUGUGAAAGGCAUCGCAAGGUCUUGCAGCGGGGCCCUGUGGCUGAGCCCUCCCUGGCACCCCAGCCCACUACCCCGGGCACCGCUCCCCCGGAGCAGGGGGCACCUGCCAGCACCUCCCAGCCCUGCCACCUGCCCGAGCGCUUGCCCAGGGAAGAGGAUGGAGGGAAGAAGAAAGCCUGCUGCUGUGCCCAGGAACUCGAGACAUCAUUCACCUACGUGGAUGAAAAUGUAAACCUGGAGCAUGCAAGAAGUCCCCCUAGUCCUACAGGCGGCCACUGCCAGGAUGCCCCCCUGCAGCAGCGGUCCUGCAGGGAGCUGCCACCUGAGUGGGUGCACGAUUCUCCUUCCUUGGUCUCUGAGGAGGAUGAUGCUGCCUCGGAGGUGGCGGCUGGGAAAUCCGUGGACUACGGGUUCAUUAGUGCCAUUUUGUUCCUGGUUAGUGGCAUUUUGCUGGUGAUCAUUUCUUAUGUGGUACCCAGAGACGUGACUGUGGAUCCCAGCACCGUGGCUGCCCGGGAGAUGGAGAGGCUGGAGAAUGAGAGCGCUAGGAUCGGGGCUCACUUGGACCGCUGUGUUAUCGCUGGGCUGUGUCUCUUAACUCUGGGGGGAGUGGUGCUCUCCAGCCUGCUGAUGAUGUCCAUGUGGAAAGGGGAGCUGUACCGGAGGAGCAGGUUUGCGUCCUCCAAGGAGUCUGCGAAGCUCUAUGGGUCUUUCAAUUUCAGAAUGAAGUCUGGUGCAAAUGAUAAUAUGCUCGAGCUGUCAUUAGUUGAGGAAGAUGUGCUUGCCGUAGAUAAUUAGUGUGGUCAUGAUUUUUAAAGGCAGCAUUUCUACAGGAAAAUAUGUUUUAUUAAAGAAAACAGAUACAGCUAAAGAUAGCUGGUGAUGCAGUUUAUUUGUCUGACAAGAAUGGUUUUUUUUCUUAAGCUCUAUAAUCGAAUGUUUGCAGUAAAUGAGCACUUGUUGUAAAGGGAAAAUGUGCCAGAGAAAAUGCAACUGAUAUAAAAUAAUGAAAACCACUGAAUAAAAAGAGAUUUGUGAUAA